AGAAAAUACUCAGCGGGUGUUGCUGAUCUGUGAUGACGUAGCGGUCCAAACAGGAAGUAAAACCAGCACGCUUCAUGUUUCCCUCACACGUUUCUGCUGCUUUCGUCAGUGUUACUCUUCAUACAUGCUGGUUUGUGUCUGAGCGGCUCCUUGAUGGCGGUUCGGCUGAGCUUCCGGAACAUCACGGCUCUGGCUCCGAUGGUCCGGGUCGGCACGCUGCCCAUGAGGCUGCUGGCUCUGGAUUACGGAGCUGAUUUGGUUUACUGUGAGGAGUUGAUCGACAUCAAAAUGGCCCAGUGUCAGAGGGUGGUGAACGAGGUGCUGGACACGGUGGAUUUUGUGGCUCCAGAUGAGCGAGUGAUGUUCAGGACGUGUGAGAGGGAGAAAGAGAGAGUCGUCUUCCAGAUGGGAACUGCUGACCCGGACAGAGCGCUGAUUGUUGCUAAACUUGUGGAGAAGGAUGUGGCCGCCAUUGAUGUGAAUAUGGGAUGUCCCAAAGAAUACUCCACUAAGGGCGGGAUGGGAGCGGCUCUUCUCUCUGACCCGGAUAAGAUCGUGGCGAUCCUCAGGAUGCUCGUCACCGGAGUCUCGAUACCCGUCACCUGUAAAAUCAGAAUCCUGCCGACGGUGGAGGAGACGGUCAGUCUGGUGCGGAGGAUCGAGGAGACGGGCGUGGCUGCUGUCGCUGUUCACGGCAGGCUGAGGGAUGAGCGCCCCCGCCAUCCCCUCCACUGCGACUUCAUCCGGGCCGUCGCUGAGGCCGUCUCCGUCCCCAUCAUUGCAAACGGCGGCUCUCUGGACCUGGUGAAGACCCACGCUGACAUUGAGGAGUUCAGGAGGAGGACGGGCACCUCCUCUGUGAUGUUGGCUCGCGCUGCCAUGUGGAAUGCCUCGGUGUUCAGCAGCUCCGGACCCUUCCCCCUGGAGAGGGUCAUGGAGGACUACCUCAAAUACGCGAUCCGGUACGAGAACCACGCCUUCAACACCAAGUACUGCCUGUGCCAGAUGCUCCGAGACAAGGUGGAGUCUCCUCAGGGGAAGCUGCUGCAGGCGGCGCAGACACACGCCGACAUCAGCGCGGCAUUCGGGCUGCAGCAGUUCUUCCUGCAGACGGAGGAUCAGCUGCAGCAGAAGAGGAGCCGGCUGCAGAGCGGCUGCCCCCCUGACGCUCUGCUGAUGGACGGAGACGUCUGCACCAUGGCCGUCAAGUUCCUGAGGCGGGAGUAUCCUCCUCACAUCAGCCCCAAGAUGUUCCUGCUGGAGUGGAGCCGUAAGGAGAAGCUGCAGCAGCCGCUCUAUGAGAUGGUGCAGCGCUCUCAGGACCGAGCCUUUCAGUCCACGGUGACGUUUGCAGGACAGAAAUACAGAUCUUCUCUGUGGGAGAAGUCGAAGAAGUUUGCGGAGCAGGCGGCGUCCGUGGUGUGCCUGCGGGUCCUGGGGAUCCCGGAGGGCCGCAUCGGAGAGGGGGAGUCCGACCUGGUGUGCAAGAGGAAGAGGGACGGCACGACCAACGGCACCACAGAGGAAGAGCGCAGCAGCAAGCGGCACUCGGGCGAGAGCCAACUGGAAACGGAAACACUAAACGUCAACGGCGACCAUGACAACGCAGACACGCCUCCGGAGCGGCGCUAGGGGGAACUGGAUUUAGUUUCAGGAGGACGACACGCUGAAGAGGAACACAUCACAGCAGCUUUCAGUUUGUUUUUCCUGUUUAUCAAAGCUUCUAUAUCAGUGUUGGACACUUGUGGGAACUGCAAGAACAAACCAGAGAUUUAAAAGCAGAAUCCAAUCGUUUUGGGGUUGUUUUUUUUCUGCUUGGAAAAGUACAUUUUUGAACUCCAAAUAUUGUCAUUUCUUUUUUAAUGCAGUACUUUUACUUUCACUGAGUACUUUAAGCUGUGGUAUUACUACUUCUACUGCAGUAAAGUGUCUGAAUACUUCC
Molecule: messenger RNA, 1942 nt
Organism: Eleginops maclovinus (Patagonian blennie)
Lineage: Eukaryota; Metazoa; Chordata; Actinopteri; Perciformes; Eleginopidae
Gene: dus2
Product: dihydrouridine synthase 2
Exons: 16
Coding region: 154-1632 (492 amino acids)
Biological process (GO): tRNA dihydrouridine synthesis
Cellular component (GO): cytoplasm
Molecular function (GO): tRNA dihydrouridine synthase activity; flavin adenine dinucleotide binding; tRNA binding
Source: RefSeq, a predicted model, not a curated record